Rotaria sp. Silwood2 is the source of this 2349-nucleotide messenger RNA. Lineage: Eukaryota; Metazoa; Rotifera; Eurotatoria; Philodinida; Philodinidae. The record is from the annotation of a GenBank genome assembly.
AUGAUUGACAAUAUUAAUAAAUUAUCGAAAAAUCUUGAUGCAAAUAAACAGCAACAACAACAACAACAACAACAGCAACAGCAAACAGCAGCAUCAAUUGUUAAUUUAACUGAUGAUGAUGUUGUUAAAAUUUGGGAUGCAGUGUCAUCCUAUAUCGAAUCUUAUAUGAAACAAUCAAAAGGUGUUACUAUUCCAGGCUUUGGUACAUUUACUUUUAUACAUAAACGUAUUGAUGUUGGAAAUAAUAAAUAUUUAUUAAUUCAACGACCUGUUUUUUCUUUUUCGGAAAAAUUUGCCCAAACUCAUUCAUUAAAAUUUACUCAUUAUCCUGUUAAUGGUUCAAUACCAGUACAUCCAUUAAAUUAUUCUUAUAUUCAAACACAAUCAACAUAUACACGUGAUCAGAUUGAACAAUGUGUUAAACAUGUUUUACAAGUAUUUAAUCGUUCAGUAGCAGCACAACGAAAUGUUGAAUUUACAUUUUCACGUAUUGGAAAAUUACAGAUUCGAGAUGGAAAAGUUAAAAUGAGAUUUUUUAAAGAUUUUGUUAAUGCAGUUGAUGGUAAUGGAGGAAAUGGAGCAAAAUAUCUUUUUGAUAAUACGUGCAAUAGGCCACAAACAUGUGAUUCAGUUAUGUCUGAACGAGAAGCAACAAGACCUCCAACAGCUUCGAAUGUUGUUCUUCCACGACUUAAUAGUCGGAUUGGUAAUCCAGCGAUGCAAGCAAUUCUAGAAGAAGAUCAUGAUAAUGAUGAGCAACAAACUCAUCGUGCAACAUCCGUAAAACGACCACAACAACGAGAUCCUAGUCCAUGUAAGAACGAUUUAAGUCGUUCAUGUUCUCGAGGUGUUGAUGUACGAUUACCACCUCUUAUUGAAAUACUUGGAGAACCAACUGUUUCUGUGGCAACAACUACGCAACCAUCAACAAAUGUAGUAACAACAGUAGGAGUAACAAGUUCACCAGAUGGAAUUGUUCCUAUAGCGUCACUUUUUUCAUCAUUGGAUCUUGGUCAACCAUCUACAACAAUGAAACGAACAACAACACCUGUUAUUCCAAUAAAACGAACUGCUUCUUGUUAUCAAUCUGAACCAGACAAAGAAUCAACAGCAACAGUAUUUAAAUCUUUUUGUUUUUCUAAUUUUCUUAGUAAUCAAUCAAAUGCUGUAAUUAUGCGAGCAACUAAUGAAAAUAGUGCAGCAUUGGGUUUUUCACGGCCAACAACGGAUCGUAGUGUACGUGAUCGGAUAUCAUCAUCAUUAAAUGUUUAUCCUCAACAAUAUCAACAAAUAAAUUCUCCAACAGUAUCAAAACCAACAACAACAUGUGGACAUCAUGGUGCUGGUCAGGAACUUUGUUAUUUAUGUCAUCAACGUGCUAAACGUAAUAUACCUAUUUAUUUACAUGAAGAAAAACGUAUUCGUGAAGCUGAAGAAGCAAAAUUACUUGAACAAUAUCAACAUGAUCGAGAUCUUGAUGAACAAAAUAAACGAGAAAUGGCUAUGAAAGUUGAUCGCGAGGAAAAACAAAGAAUAGCUGCUUAUAAUCUGGGUAUUGCUGAAGCAACACGAGCAAAGAAAAUGGAACGACCAAAAACGAGUGAUGUUCCGCGUUCAUUCGUAUUUCGAAAACGUAUUCAAACUCCUCCAACAUAUGUUCGUCAACAAGAUUUAGCUAAACAAUUAGACGCACAAAUAAAAUGGAAACACGAUGAAGAACAUGCUGAAAAACAAGAUAAAAAUUUUCUUGAACGUUUAGAACAAAUACAAUUAGCUGAAGCAUUGGCACAAGAACGAGAAGCAUAUUUGAGAAAUAAACGUCUUCAUCAAGAAGAAAUGAAAAAUGCUUUAGAUAAUCAAGUUCGAAAUAAACCAAAUGGAAUUCCUCCUGUUGAAAUCGCUACACCUUAUUUUGGUGUCAAUGAUAUGUCAACAGAUAAAUUACAAGAACGUCGUUUACAAGCAAUGGAAAUCUUUCGACAACAAAAAGAAGUUGUUGAACAACGUCAACGACAACAAUUACUUAAACAAAUGCGUGAACAAGAAUAUGAAUCACGAGCAUUGGAUGCUAUGAAAGAAGACUUUUUAGCUGAUCGUCGUGAAAGAUUUCGUCGUACAUAUACAAUACGUAAAGAUCUUGAAACAGAUUGGUCAAAUUCUUUGGAUGUAAAACGUAAACGUGAUCAAGAUGAAAGAGAACAUGUAUAUGCACCACAAGGUGUUCUUGUACAUGAACAAUGUGAUCAAUAUAAACGUUGUGCUCAAUGUCAACGUAAUAUAAAUAAUUGUGGUACUUCAAAUAUAUGGAAGGAUACACGAUAUAUACCUGGAACACGUAUCAUGGUUUAA